AUGUCAGCUAAGACCGUCCUUCUCUUCUGCCUACAGGCCUUUUUGGCUCACUCCAUCUCCGCAUACUGCGGCGCUGGUUUGGGUUACGAAGCUCCUUUGAUGGCCACAGCUCCCUUCGGCGCUGCAAACUGGGCUGGUUACGGAGCCGGAUGCGGAUGCGGUCUGGCCGCCGUCCCAACAUCCAGCGGUGGUGGAUUCCCCACCUCCAGCGCUUCCCCCAUCCCACCCGUCGGUCUGUCCGUUCUGUCCGAGAACGAGAUCGGAGGCAUCUUAGCUGUCGGCGGUGAGCUUCCUUUCCUGG
Papilio xuthus (Asian swallowtail) is the source of this 301-nucleotide messenger RNA. Its product is annotated as chorion class B protein Ld10-like. Lineage: Eukaryota; Metazoa; Arthropoda; Insecta; Lepidoptera; Papilionidae. Gene Ontology annotation, cellular component: egg chorion. The transcript has 2 exons. Gene Ontology annotation, biological process: multicellular organism development; chorion-containing eggshell formation. The annotation marks the transcript as partial. The record is from RefSeq and is a predicted model, not a curated record. Gene Ontology annotation, molecular function: structural constituent of egg chorion.